AUGUCGCGCAACACGAAGGAGUUCAACAGGCAGGCCGACCGGUUUACGGAGGAGUACACGGAGCAGCGCAUCGCCUUGGAGCAGUGCCUGCAAUCCCGUAUCAACGAUGACAUCAACUUUGUGUGCCAGCGGCAGAAGUCCGCCUACCUCGAGGGCAUUGCCAAAAUCUUCUGCAAGAGGGAGUACGACGCCGGUGUGGUGUGCCAGAGGGCGGCAGGCGACAAGUGGGCCUCAGACUGUUUCAAGGAGAACGUGGCGUUCGGCCAGUGCACCGACCGCGUCCUGAAGCAGUUGUACGUGUACAACCUGGAGCACAACAAGAAGAGCCCUGGCGCCAACUGA
Molecule: messenger RNA, 342 nt
Organism: Leishmania major strain Friedlin
Lineage: Eukaryota; Euglenozoa; Kinetoplastea; Trypanosomatida; Trypanosomatidae
Exons: 1
Coding region: 1-342 (113 amino acids)
Source: RefSeq, a predicted model, not a curated record